AUGGAAAAUGUAUCAUGGUGGAAUGAACGAUUAUGGAAAUCAUAUGCUGAUCAUCCGAAUUAUCUGAAAGACAGUGGACAAUCUUCCAUAGGAGGUGUACAUUAUACAAGUCAACAAUUCUCAAAUACCAAACAAUUCCAAUCAUAUAACAGUAUACCCACAAUGUCAAACAUGUCAUGUAAUAUUUCACGUUCAAACAGUGAUUUCAAUUAUCGUAAUGUAAUAACAAAUUUUGAUUUGCCUAAAAAUACUACCACCAUUCCAAAUACUACAACCACUUCAAAAUUAUCUAAUUCACAAUUAAUUGGUAAUAAUUUACUACAACAAAUUUGUCCUAGACAUGUAAUGAAUAAUUUGAAUUCGAUUUAUGGUGGCAAUAGAAGUCGUCCAUUAGGUUCAUUACGUGUUUACUAUUUGACAAGACCACAUUCAGCAGCUAUAUUUGGCCGAUCAACAUCACUACAACGAACAACAACACAAGAUACACAGAAUACAAAAUCUUCUCCAUUAUCGACACGAAGACCAACUAAUAUUGAUUUAUGUUUUUCAAAAGAUAAUUCAUUUUCCACUUUACUGCCUAGCACAACUUCAUCCUAUGUGAAACGAUCAAAUUCCAUUGAUUGUAGUGGUAAAAUAUGUCAAUUGCAUCGGCGAUCUUCCACACCAUCCAUAAAUGAUAACGUCAAUAAACAAAUGCCCAAUUCUAAUUUAGGUAAUCGUAAGAAAUCAGCCACAAAAACACGUAGUUCACUAGUGGAUACACUACAACAUACACCUCAACCACCUCGUAGAGUUUUUUCCGCCUAUGGAAGUGACAAAACACUUAGAUAUGGAAAUAGAUUCACAAACACAUACAAUACAGAUAAUGAUCAGCAGACAGAACAAAGUCUCAUACAAAAUGUCUGCGAAGAUCCAUUACAGAAAUCUUUAACAUUUACUAGUACAAAUGAAUUUCUAUCAUUAAAAAGUGCAAGAAAACUGAACAAUGAACUACCAUGCAAUCCGAAUAAUCCACAUGUUGUUACAAUUGCUCAGAAUAAUAAACAAUUAGCGAAAACAUCCAUGUUAACUGUAACUCCUGUCAAUGUUCAAGAUAUUAAAUUUUUCAAAUCUUCCGCAACUCUGAAAAAAUCAAACAAACCAAAAUAUAAAUCUGAACAAAUCAAAUCGUCUAUAGAAAAACCUGAUACAACUUUAAUGACUACGUUUGGUAGUAUUGACCGAAAUCCGGACAAGCAUAUCUUAACAACAGAUGAUCAUACAGGUGAACUGGAAUAUAAUGUAUCAAGUCUUAUAGAAAGCGAAAUUCCUGUAACAAAACAAUCCGCUGAUGUUAUUACAACUGAAAAUGUCAACACCAAUAACACGAACAAUUUAGAAGGUGAAUCUUUUGAAAAAGCAUGCCAAGAAAUCACUGAACUAACACCAAAUACAAUGAUCACAUCUAUAGACAAUCAAACAAACUCUAAUUUACCAUUACAGAAUGAUUUAACAUAUUUACCUAAGUCACCCGAGUGUACAAAAACAACUUCUAACUUUCUAAUGUUUGAUGAUCAGAUAUCAGUUGUAUUUAAAAAUUCAGAUUGUCAAGAAUAUCAAUCAAUUGAUGAACCAUGCAACUUACAAGACCUUCAUUUAGAAGAAACUUUACAAUCUAAAUUGAUUUUAUGCGAGAAUGACCAGUCAUUGUCAAAUUCAACACUUGAAUUAUUGGAAGAAUGUAGUGUAGAACAGAAUGAUGAAAGUCAACCUGUGAAUAUCUUUAAUGAAACUAUUCCAAAUACGCCAAGUGUUGUAGAUAAAUCCAUAAUUUCAGAAGAUGAAUGUAGUGAAAUAUUAUCCAUUAAGAAUUAUCCUGACCAAAUACAGUCAUCCAUCCUAGAUGAUGAAUUUGAAAAAUCAUCUGCACACAAUGAAUCAUCCAAUCAAUGUUUAUCGAUCGUAAAAUCAAACGACCCUGAACAACCACCAUAUACAUUUUCUCCAAUCACUCAAAAUAAUCUCACCUAUAUGAAUGAAAACAUAUCACAUUGUAAUUCAGGGAUGACGAAUUCAUUUCCUAUUAAAUCAAUACUUAAACGUUCGAAAAAUUUUAUAAGAUCACAACAAACAGAGAACAAUACAUUGAAUAAAACACUGAGCACAACACAUUCAAACACUCAAACACUCAAUAAAACCACUAUGACUGGUUUAACAUUUCAUAAUAAUAUUAAUCAGGCAAUCUAUUCAAAAAGACCAUUUUCAGCGAAUUCUUGGAAAUCAGACUUAUCAAAUAUUAUUUCUAACAAUGGGAUUCGAACUGUUGUCGGUGGUGGUGGUUUUCACACCAAUAUCAUCAAUACACCUGCAACGAAUACACUAAGACCAAAAUCAUCUACAUUAAAAAGUAAACUUUUUAUUGACACAAAAGAUAGAAUCACGUCAAAUCGUUCCAAUAGACCCGGUGUACGUUUUGACAUAAAAAAUAACUCGAUCCUUGAAUUCUAUCCAUAUGAUAUCAUUAAUAAAUCAUAA
This is a messenger RNA of Schistosoma turkestanicum, 2514 nucleotides long. The record is from the annotation of a GenBank genome assembly. NCBI's taxonomy places the organism in Eukaryota, Metazoa, Platyhelminthes, Trematoda, Strigeidida, Schistosomatidae.